AAACGGUUGAGAGGGUAUAAGAGUCUCACGAUAGCCUCACAACAAAAGGAUGGAUUUGAGAGUGGCGAGAAAGUCAAAAGAAAUACUUUUACAAACCGUACAAAAUUGUCAUUGCAAUAUCUGGACCUCGGCGUAUUGUUGACGAUACAAAUCUUAAGAUAUAAAAACCUCAAACACAUAGCCUAGCAUCUCAAACAUUUCAACACUUCAGAACUUCACUAGAACACAAUGUCUCGCUUUUCACUGCAAAACAACUCGAACAGGAGGAAAGCAUAUGAAGCUGGACAAUCUCCAUUAGAGUUACUUCCACCUGAGCUUCUUCAAAAGAUUCUUGAAAAUCUAGAAUUGAAAUAUGAUCACAGAGAAGGAGGUUCAAGCAAUGAUUCCGGUGACAUCAAUUGCCCCCACCUGGAGAGACCUACUUUAUUUUCAUGUCUUCGUGUAUCAAGAGCCAUUUAUAUGAAUGCACUUUUCAUUACAUAUCGAAGUGUUACAGUUACUCACAUGUCCGCCUUUAAUCAUAUACUUGCUCAACUUACCGAAAAUCCCAUCUUGGGUAGAACCAUUCGACGUCUUGAUUUCUCCGAACUGAAAACCACACGCCCAAUGAGAGAGUUUUCCAAUUACCUUUACGGAAUAGUUUCACUCGCUCCACACCUUCGAGAAUUCCGAAUCCCGAAGGAUACCAACCUAAAUGGUUUCUUAAGCGAGUCCUUACUUCGACUACUUUUUGUUGGGUUACCUCAUUUGAAGACGUUAGACUUAGGUAAUUGCACAUCAUCAACACUGGAUUGCAUACCUAGCAUACUUGAUAGUAUGCCAGCAUCUGUUUCACUUCCGAUCAAAUCAUUAUCCUUGGAGAAUUGUAAAGCUCUACCAGCUUCGUCCUUCGACUCCUUAUUUUCACGGCUUGGCCCGAUACAGUCGAUGACGUUAUCACACACUCAUAUCACGACAGAAGCUUUACAACUUCUUCCUCCUACGGCCAAAAUAUCACAUUUAGCUCUCAAUCAUUGCCCCUUCCUUGAAGAUGUCUCUCUGAUUGACUUUAUCACCUCACAUCCGUCUGUGAAGAAUACAUUGGAAUACCUCGAUGCCUCUGCUGACCUUACGGUUGGUGAAGAGAUAAGCGAAAAGGACACAGAACGUCUACUGAAAUAUGCACCAAGGUCAAUCAAAACUCUCAAGCUAAGAGGAUGGAAGAUGGACUCAGCAUGUGUCGCCCAGUUAAAGGCGUUGAAUCAAACAGUAGAAGAGUUGAGCAUAGGCACCGGCCUCCGCAUGCGCGAUCUCGAAUCUAUAUUUCUAGAUACUGAAGACAGCGAAUCACGAAACGAAGAAGAGGGAACCGAUUCAUCAGAGAUCGACUCAAAGUAUACAACUGUUCUCGAGCCAAUGGAACGUGCGAUAGCCAUCACCAAGUUACGACGAAGGAUUUUCAGCACCCCCUUACCUACUUUCACCGGUGUCAAACACAGCUUAAGAUAUCUUGAUAUUAGAGGAAUGACAUUGGCAGAACAGAGCAAGAUUCGAUCUUCAAUCUUGCUAGGCAAGCAAUCAGUGGCAUUGAAUGUGAUUGCUGUGAACGAUAGAUUAAUGGAUAGAGAAGGGACGUUGAAGGAAAUUUGCGCGAGUGUGGGAUGGACGGUAAAGAGAGAUGGGAGAAGAUGUCUCUUGGUUAGACGAAAAUUUUAAUGUGCUUUCAGGAAAAGUUUUGGAGAAGGUCUGGCCUUCACGAUCAGCAUGGAUUGGUGUUUUGGGAGCAUGGUGUGCGGCGUUUAAAAAGCUCAAAAGUAUUUGACCUUGGAUUGAUACUAUAGUAAUAUAUGUCUUAAUUUUUAAUCAAUAUCAAUCGCUUUCGAUUUUCAAU
Messenger RNA from Botrytis sinoallii, 1870 nucleotides. RefSeq lists its product as uncharacterized. Bases 229 to 1695 code for a protein of 488 amino acids. Lineage: Eukaryota; Fungi; Ascomycota; Leotiomycetes; Helotiales; Sclerotiniaceae. The record is from RefSeq and is a predicted model, not a curated record. The transcript is spliced from 2 exons.